AUGCCUCCCAAGUUCGACCCCAAUGAGGUGAAGAUCAUUCACCUGCGAGUGACUGGUGGUGAGGUCGGAGCCCAGUCUGCUCUGGCUCCCAAGAUCGGUCCUCUCGGUCUGUCCCCCAAGAAGAUCGGUGAAGAUAUCGCCAAGAACACCGGUGACUGGAAGGGUCUGCGUGUUACCGUCAGACUCACCAUCCAGAACCGUCAGGCCGCCAUCUCCGUUGUGCCUUCCGCCUCUUCUCUGGUCAUCAAGGCCCUCAAGGAGCCUCCUCGUGACCGUAAGAAGGAGAAGAACAUCAAGCACAACAAGUCCGUUCCUCUUGACGAGAUCAUUGAGAUCGCUCGCAAGAUGCGCCACAGGUCUUUGGCCAAGGAGCUUCAGGGUACCGUCCUUGAGAUCCUCGGUACCGCUUUCUCUGUUGGUUGCCAGGUUGAUGGCCGCAGCCCCAAGGAUAUCAGCGAUGAGAUCAAGGCUGGCGAGAUUGACAUCCCCUCUGAGUAA
This is a messenger RNA of Aspergillus oryzae RIB40, 498 nucleotides long. Its product is annotated as 60S ribosomal protein uL11. The record is from RefSeq and is a predicted model, not a curated record. Gene Ontology annotation, biological process: translation. Lineage: Eukaryota; Fungi; Ascomycota; Eurotiomycetes; Eurotiales; Aspergillaceae. Gene Ontology annotation, cellular component: ribosome; cytosolic large ribosomal subunit. Gene Ontology annotation, molecular function: structural constituent of ribosome; large ribosomal subunit rRNA binding. Bases 1 to 498 code for a protein of 165 amino acids. The transcript has 3 exons.